Messenger RNA from Eleginops maclovinus (Patagonian blennie), 4167 nucleotides. RefSeq names its product F-box protein 11b (gene fbxo11b). Gene Ontology annotation, molecular function: protein binding; zinc ion binding. Gene Ontology annotation, biological process: ubiquitin-dependent protein catabolic process; regulation of apoptotic process. Lineage: Eukaryota; Metazoa; Chordata; Actinopteri; Perciformes; Eleginopidae. The record is from RefSeq and is a predicted model, not a curated record. The transcript is spliced from 21 exons. The coding region runs from base 231 to 2906 and encodes 891 amino acids.
UCCUGCUACAGACUGAGACGGAGCUGGCACCGAGCAGCGAUACGGGGGGAGCUGUACCACCACGGAGGAGAAAAAAAGCGAUUAUACCCCAAAUACCAACGGGUUUUUAAUCGCAAUUGCUUGGGUGUAUCCGGGAAAAGGCCUGUGUGGGUGGUAGUUUGGGUCGAGAGCUAAAUUUAGAAGCAGGCGGUCGAGGAUAGCAGUCUAUUUUUCAACAACCAACUCCCCAGAUGAACUCCGUCAGAGCCACCAACAGGAGACCCAGGCGAGUGUCGAGGCCGCGCCCGGUGCAGCCCGAACGGAACAACGGGGAUAGAGAUGAGGAGGCUCCUGCAGCAGCUGCAGCAGAAAUGGCUAUUGAGGAGUCCGGCCCAGGAGCUCAGAACAGUCCCUACCAGCUUCGACGCAAAACCCUGCUUCCCAAGAGAACCGCUGCUGCCUCUGCCACCGCCUCUGCCUGCCCGAGCAAGGGCCCAAUGGAGGGAGCUUCCACUUCAUCAACAGAGGCCUUUGGCCAUCGAGCCAAGCGGGCACGAGUGUCCGGUAAGAGCCACGACCUGCCAGCAGCCCCAGCAGAGCAAUAUCUGCAACAGAAGCUUCCAGAUGAGGUUGUUUUGAAAAUCUUCUCCUACUUACUGGAACAGGACCUCUGUCAAGCAGCUUGUGUCUGCAAAAGAUUCAGCCAGCUAGCCAACGACCCCAUCCUAUGGAAGCGUCUAUACAUGGAGGUGUUUGAGUACACACGCCCCAUGAUGCAUCCUGAGCCAGGCAGGUUCUACCAAGUCAGCCCAGAGGAGCAUGAACACCCAAACCCCUGGAAGGAGAGCUUCCAACAACUGUACAAAGGAGCUCAUGUUAAGCCAGGCUUCGCUGAGCAUUUCUACAGUAACCCCGGCAGGUACAAAGGCAGAGAGAAUAUGUUGUAUUAUGACACCAUUGAGGACGCUCUGGGUGGAGUACAAGAGGCCCACUUUGACGGUCUAAUCUUUGUCCACUCUGGCAUCUAUACAGACGAGUGGAUUUAUAUAGAGUCCCCCAUCACCAUGAUUGGUGCAGCUCCUGGUAAAGUAGCAGACAAGGUGGUGAUAGAGAAUACUAGAGACUCAACGUUUGUCUUCAUGGAGGGCUCAGAGGAUGCCUAUGUGGGAUACAUGACUAUCAAGUUUAAUCCGGAUGAUAAGUCAGCGCAGCACCAUAACGCCCACCACUGUCUGGAGAUCACAGUCAACUGCAGCCCCAACAUCGACCAUUGCAUCAUCCGCUCCACGUGCACAGUGGGUUCAGCUGUGUGUGUGAGUGGCCAAGGAGCGUGUCCAACCAUCAAACACUGCAACAUCAGUGACUGUGAAAACGUAGGACUGUACAUUACAGAUCAUGCACAGGGCAUUUAUGAAGACAAUGAAAUCAGCAACAAUGCGCUAGCAGGAAUUUGGGUGAAAAACCACGGUAAUCCCAUCAUUAGACGUAACCACAUCCACCACGGGCGAGAUGUGGGAGUGUUCACCUUCGAUCACGGCAUGGGUUACUUCGAGAACUGUAACAUUCAUAGAAACCGCAUAGCAGGCUUCGAGGUGAAGGCCUAUGCCAACCCCACGGUGGUGCGCUGUGAGAUCCAUCACGGCCAAACCGGGGGGAUUUACGUCCACGAGAAGGGCCGGGGACAAUUUAUAGAAAACAAAAUCUACGCCAAUAACUUCGCUGGUGUGUGGAUCACGUCCAACAGCGACCCAACGAUACGGGGAAAUGCUAUAUUCAACGGUAACCAAGGAGGGGUGUACAUAUUUGGAGAUGGACGGGGUUUGAUAGAGAGUAACGAUAUCUACGGUAACGCCUUGGCGGGAAUCCAGAUCCGAACCAACAGCUGCCCCAUUGUACGGCACAACAAGAUCCACGAUGGACAGCAUGGGGGCAUCUAUGUGCAUGAGAAAGGCCAGGGGGUGAUCGAGGAGAAUGAAGUUUACAGCAACACCCUGGCGGGAGUGUGGGUGACCACAGGCAGCACUCCGGUCCUCCGAAAGAACCGCAUCCACAGCGGCAAGCAGGUUGGCGUAUAUUUCUAUGACAACGGGCACGGUGUAUUGGAAGACAAUGACAUCUAUAAUCACAUGUACUCUGGGGUACAAAUAAGGACGGGGAGCAACCCGAAGAUCCGGCGCAACAAGAUAUGGGGGGGGCAGAACGGAGGGAUUUUAGUCUACAACUCAGGGCUGGGCUUCAUCGAGGACAAUGAGAUCUUUGAUAAUGCCAUGGCGGGGGUGUGGAUCAAGACUGACAGCAACCCCACGCUGAGACGAAACAAGAUUCACGACGGCAGAGAUGGAGGCAUCUGCAUCUUCAACGGAGGCAGAGGUCUGUUGGAAGAAAACGACAUCUUCCGAAACGCACAGGCCGGAGUGCUGAUCAGCACCAACAGCCACCCAAUACUCCGCAAGAACCGCAUUUUUGACGGUUUCGCUGCAGGUAUUGAAAUCACUAACCACGCAACCGCCACACUGGAGGGCAACCAGAUCUUCAACAAUCGCUUUGGAGGCCUGUUUCUGGCCUCGGGAGUCAACGUCACCAUGAAAGAUAAUAAGAUCCUGAAUAACCAGGAUGCUAUUGAGAAAGCAGUGAGCAGAGGACAGUGCCUCUACAAGAUCUCCAGCUACACCAGUUACCCCAUGCACGACUUCUACAGAUGUCACACCUGUAAUACAACAGAUAGGAAUGCCAUCUGUGUUAACUGCAUCAAAAAAUGCCACCAAGGGCACGAUGUAGAAUUUAUACGGCACGAUCGGUUUUUCUGUGACUGCGGAGCGGGAACGUUGUCCAACCCCUGCACGCUGGCCGGAGAGCCCACGCACGACACAGACACUCUGUAUGACUCGGCGCCGCCCAUCGAGUCCAACACGCUGCAACAUAACUGAAGGCGUCCGGUCUAGUUGCACCCUCCCACAUAAGCAUAUAAACACAUUACGUUGCACACAGCCAUACGCACGCACACGAUACACACACAUGAAUACACACACUCAUCCACUUGCAGCCAUAAGGACCCAGAGAGACUCUGUGAUUGCGGCGCUCUCAGAUGGGAUGGAGGGGAAACAGGCUGCAGAGGAAGCAGCUUCCCGCCUGCUGCAGGCACACACAGACUCCACAAGAGGGAGCCGUGGAGCUGAGAGUAGACGGACAGAAUAGCCACAAGAGAUUCCUCAUUCGAGUAUUUCUUAUUGCAGUCUGAAGACAAAGAAGAGAAGGGCUAGGCAGAGGGGCUGUCAGUGGCAGCGCGUGAAGUUCCCCUCCCCAGUGUUAAGGCUCGGCUCCCAGCCCACUUCAUCUUCCUCACAAGAACUGCUGUCAAAGUGACUUCCUGCUUCCUCGCAGCUGCCAUCCCCAUUGGCUGUCCAGGCAGUUGUAAUUAGGCAACAGAUGGGCGGAUGUUGCGCUGUAGUGUGUGGAUAAAGAGAAAGAUUGUGUGUGUGUGAGUGAUGGAGCACUUGGGCUUUUAAAAAAAAAAAAAAAAAAUGUUCUGAUCAAUGGAUUUUAUUUCAAUGCUUUCUCAUGUAGUUUUGUAUUUUCAAGCAAAGAAGCUGACUGUAUUUGAAUGUCUUUUAUUUUAUUAUAUAUUAUUAUUUUUCUUUGGUUAGCAUCCCUCCUCCCACUCCAAGGCAACAUGCAGAAACUCAAAUGUCCCAGUGGUGAAGUUCUUUCUGUGAAAGAGAAUCUCGUUUAAACACUAAAAACCCUCUCCGAUAUAUUAGCUUAAAUGGCAGGUGGAGGGGCUCCACACUUGUAUAAAGGUGUGUAUGUGAGUGUGUAAAUGUGUUGUGUACAGUGAAAGUUGUGUGUGUGUGUGUUUAUGUUUAUAAGUUGAUGCAGUCAGUGUUUUGUGGAGAGGGUUUCCAUAGGAGGCGUCAGAGCUCCUUUGAACUGGAACUGAAGAGUCAAUCUGCAGACGUCCCCACCCUUCCUCCCCCUUCUCUACCCCCUGUAUCGUGGUGACUGUGGCUCCUCAUGCAGCCUGAAUCGUAUGCAUGUACCAUAACAUCUAGACUUAAUAUAUUGUGAAGUAUUCAAUAACCAUUAUGUAGAUGCUAGUUGGAAUUCAAAAAGGGGUAUACUUUCUUAGAAAGACAAAAAAAGAAAACAGGAAACUGGCCAUUUCUAAGAAAAUAAAACUUUAUUAGAUCA